UCUUGAUACAUCUUCUUCCCCUCUUUCGAUCCAUCUUCUUCCUUUCUUUUUUCUUUUUCUUUCUUUCUUUCUCUUCUUCCUUUUCUUCCACCAAACCCAGCAAACUGGGUUCCGUGGAACCCAGAUCUACUGGGUUCGACGAACCCAACAACUGGGUUCCACCGAACCCAACUCGGGUUCGAUUCUUCUGCUUCACGAGCUGAUGAAAAAACCUUCAUUGUCAUGGUUCAGUAGGAUGCCAAACCCUUGAGAUUGAGCUUUUUGAUUCAGUAGGAUGUCAUGAAAAAACCUUCAAGGAAUCUGAUUUUGGGUCGAUCUUGUGAUUGAGCUUUUUGAUACCGGGAUAUGGCUUGAGUGGCAGAGUUUUAAUGACUGGGACCCUUGAGAUUGAGCUUUUUGAUUCAGUAGGAUGUCAUGAAAAAACCUUCAAGGAAUCUGAUUUUGGGUCCGAUCUUGUGAUUGAGCUUUUUGAUACCGGGAUAUGGCUUGAGUGGCAGAGUUUUAAUGACCGGGAUUUGGGUUUGAUUCCUGCGAAAUGGAAAGGGCAGUGCGUGACGACGAAAGAUUUUGGAUCGAGUUCAUGUAAUAAGAAGCUUAUUGGAGCGAGAUUCUUCUACAAUGGCUAAGAGGCAACAAACGGGAAGAUGAAUGAAACCUCGGAGUACAAGUCACCAAGAGAUUGGUGAUGUAGGGCCCAUUUGAAUAGAUUUGUCUUUUUUCA
Messenger RNA from Rubroshorea leprosula, 721 nucleotides. The record is from the annotation of a GenBank genome assembly. NCBI's taxonomy places the organism in Eukaryota, Viridiplantae, Streptophyta, Magnoliopsida, Malvales, Dipterocarpaceae.